AUGCCGCACGAGAAGAUGAAAUGGCCCUUUUGGCACUCCCCUCGAGCGAGGAAACCAGCACCUUUAGCUCCAUCGUCGAGGGAUACUCCCCCAUCGCCCGAUAUCCAAGUCACCGACCAGGUGCUCCCCUUUGUGGACGAUGAGCAGGGCACCGCGACGGAAUCCGUUUCUUCGACCUCUUCGACCGACAGUCUAGUCCCUCCGCGUACAGUGUUCUCGAAACGAACGGUUCAGGACUUGAAAGGCCUGUGGGACGAAGCCCUCUCCAAAUAUCACCAAAGUACUGGCGUGGACCUCACCAACUCAAAGUCCAAACUUUAUCGGCGAUUGAAGGAUUGCAACGAUCACGAGUCGAUCGAACGCGCCCUCGUCAAAGCUGCCACCGACUUUCGACGUUAUCGAGACCCGUCAGCGCCUGACGUUGAUGACAGGCUCCGCCGCAUCUUGAAACCCAUCGUCGGUGCGGUGUUGAGUGUUGGCGCCUUGGAGGCAGGAGGAGAACUAGCUUCGGCUUUCACCCUUCAUGGUGGGAAAGCUCCCUUCGUGGCAGUGAUGGUCCUUUUUCGAGCUACGCAGGGUGUCAGUACGCGCUUCGACAACGUUUUGACACUUCUUGAUCGGUUUCGAUACUACAUGUUGCGCCUGAAGGUUAGAGAAGACAUACCUCUGGGACCAGAAUUGCACUCCGUCAUUAUCGAAAUACUCGUCAAGAUGUUGGGCACGUUCGCCAUCGUGACGAAGACAAUGCAGAAGAAUCGAUUUGAGCACUUUAUGUCUGUCCUCGCCGGUGGGAAGAACGCCGCCGCUGAUGCCGCCCGCGAGUUCGAUCUACUGGAAACUCAAGAUACCCGACUGAUACUUUCCAGCGUGUACAAGGAAGUGUACGCGUUCAAUCACACUGCGCAGGAGUCUCUCUUGGCGGACGUCAAAGGGAUGAAGGAUGACAUUGCGCAAGUGAGAGUCAAUACAGGCAAGAUCUUGGACCGAAUGGAAGAGUGGUCCACGAGUUCGCAAGGCAGGUUCCAUCUCUCGACUCGCCGAGAUCUAAGCGCUAACCUCCGUGAUAUCUUAGUGGUUGAGAGUGGGAUUGCAUCGCAUGCCCACAGUGCGCCAUCAUCACUAGUAUCGACAGCAGACAAACCACUUAACGUCGUCUCUAGAGAGACACCGUCGGCCAGCACCUCGUUACAAACUAUGGGGACUGCCGAGAUCUGGAACACUUGUCUGAUGAUCACAUACGCCAACAUGGUGUCAACCGUCGAAUCUUUUGCAAGUAACGUGCUGUCUGGUUAUGGCGACUUUACUCCAGCUGAGCGGGCCGCUUUACGGAACGGGCUGGCCACGAUAUAUUCCGCAGCGGCAUUCACUGCCAGCAGUGGCUCAGAAAACGGUCCCUGGUUCGUUGCCUUGGUGAACCCGUCCGCCUUCGUGGCAGCAUUCCUACCUAUGACAAUGACUUAUCUUGCCGCAUUUGUCUGCUGGAAAAAUCUUCCCCGUCAUCUUGGGCGCACACCCUCCUGCACUAUCGUCAUCAUCGACAUCGUCGGCGAUCACGUGCUUGUACCUUUGGAUGAAUACUCGUUGUGGGAGGACAUCCACGCGCUACUUCUUCGCCGGUUCACAGACAAGCCAGGCGCUGAAUUCGUGCGCUCUCGCGAUUACAGAAUCAUGGAUACGGCCGGAGAGUCAGCGAUCAUCCAACCGACAGCAUGGACGCAGAUUGUGAAGGCUGGUAUGACUCUCGAGAUGGGCAUCCUACUUCGUCAAUCAUCACUUCAGCUCCAAUGCCCUUACUGUGAUCUCCUUGCUUCGCAAACACUAUACGCUGACGAGUUUCUUCGCUGUAAGCGUUGCAAGCACCAAUACAGAGCAUCCAUUGCGGACAUUGCAGAUAUCGACGACCCCUUUAUCAGAACGCUCCUUACUGGCAUCGAUCCGUCAACAAAUGCUCUUAUCUCACAAAUGGUCAAACUGCUGCUCUCCGAGUUCACUGAUAUUCCAAACGGCACGCCGGCAGAGGCCACCCACGACGGUGACUUCGCAGUGCAAGGUGCACAAUCACCACGCACAAGAGACAUGACCUUGUUCCGGAGAAUCCUGGUCGAAGUGUUACCAGAUACGCAUCACACCUCACACAACACUGUAUCGACUGGGUCGUCAUCUCUGCCAGAUAAUCGUUUGCGUUCCGACGAUGUCACGGGAUCUAUAUCCUUGUCAUUCGAUCAGGGAGGUGUCGAAGAUCUACGCCGAAUACGCGAGGCCGAGGCUCUGCCGCACCAAGAUGGCCGACGCACCGCUGUCGCACCGAUUCCUGCACCCAUCUCAUGCCCGAGCAAUGGCUUUGUUUUUAGCCCUGCCGCCCCCGAAGCGCAUAUCAUAGCAGAUCUGUGGCACGAGGUUUUCUGUCGGUACCGCGACAUCGUUGGCGUGGGCCUGAAGACUCAUGACGCAGACCUUCAACGGCAUUUUGAGGGAUGCGCUACAUACCACGAUACUGUUGACGCCUUGAUUGGCACUGUCAAUUCGUUCGAACUCUAUCGCAACCCAGCUCCGAAUGGCGCGGCCGCAAAGGUCCGCGGGGCGCUACGUGAUGUCAUGAGUGUCGUGUCGAGUAUCGGCGUUGUCAAUGUGGCUGGAGAAGCUGCAGCUGAUACGACCGUACCAGGAGGCAAAUCGAUCUUCGUGGCCAUAGGAGUGCUUCUCAAGGUGACUAAGAGGGUUAGUGAUCGCUUUGAUGCAGUCACAGUCCUCUUCGAGAAGUUCCAGCGCUACAUGACGCGUCUUCAAGAUCUGCGCCUAAGUGGCCCCAUCCAACAUGCGUCGCAUGAGCUCGCUGUUAAGAUCCUGGUUGAGAUGAUCGGUUCUUUGGCACUAGCCACUCAGCUGAUGCACCAGAAUCGGGUCGAACAUCUCGCCUCUGUCCUUCUUGGAUGA
This is a messenger RNA of Peniophora sp. CBMAI 1063, 2934 nucleotides long. The record is from the annotation of a GenBank genome assembly. Lineage: Eukaryota; Fungi; Basidiomycota; Agaricomycetes; Russulales; Peniophoraceae.